AUGGACCGCCUUCAUGUUCCAAUCAUGGCAGACUCUCUUCUCUCCUCCAUUGCUACCUUUCACACAACCAAAAUCAUUGUCACAAAUCCCACCAAGUACUCCUUUAUUGGAUCUAUUCCUGAAUCCAUGCUCGCUCGUACCUCUGCGUCGAGUAACGUUCUCCAACAAUACAAGAAGCAUCCAUCUUCAGGUCCAAGGGAGCUUACGCCAGCCAUGGUUUACUCCAUUGAAGAGGCUGACAAGCCAGCUAAAAGGGGCAAGAAGACUGAGAAUCAGAAGGAGGCACCUGUUUCCAAACCAACCAAGGGGCAAGCCCCCAAGAAGCGAAAGUCUGACAAGGCUGCUACAUCACAGGCUCAACCAAAAAAGCAGAAGAAGCCUGCUAGGAGGCUUGUAAUACAAUCCUCGAGUGAUUCAGAUUCAAAGUAUGUUCCUCCUAAACAUAAGAAUGCUCCUCCUUCAGAAUCUGAGAGCGAAAGCUCUGAUGAUGAGGCUUCGGGCCAAGGUAAUACUCCGCCUCGCUCUCCUACCUCAGAAAUUCCAGUUUGCUCUCACCCUCCUUCACCUCCACCUGUAACCAUCCCGAGUGAUGAUGAUGAUGAUGAGCCAGUUACAAAGCGUCAUCUCAAGGCAGUGAAGGACAAACUUGAUCAACUGCUCUCAUCCUCUUCCUCUGGAGCUUACUCUGAAGCGGCAUUAAAGGCUUUAUUCACAACUGUUGUUCAAGAACACAGUGCCUCACUCUCUACUGCAGCCAAAUCCAUUGAAGCAUCCACUUCUCAAUGCCAGCAAGCCUCUCUUGCUGCAGCAGCUACGAAGAAUGCUCAAACAGUCAAUGCUUCGAUGGAUAAUCCUCAACGUUCUCUUCAAUCUGAACGUUCCAACCUUGAAGCUGCUCGCCAGGCAAUUGAAGCUGCCAACGAAACUUUACAUGCUAACGUCAAUGAUCGAUUGACUCCACUGGAGGCUGAGUUAGCUGUAGAGAAUCAUAUCAUGGAUGAGCUAUACAGGCGAACCUCCCAGCUGAAAAUACAAAAUUACAAGCUGCGUACUGCUACUGCUGAGGUCAACGACCUAAAUCAUAUUGAGGGUGUUCUGGUGACUGGUGUCCAGCCGAAACAAGGGGGAGAGAAGGUAAAAACUCAACCUCCUUCUGGACCAAAACCAUCUACUGUACCGAAGGGUAAUGAAGCUUCGGUAAAGCCCUCUAAAAAGGAAAUGGAAGAAAACUACAAGAAACAAAAAGCUGAGCUCGAGCAAAAGCGAAAGGAGGCGGAGCUCCUAGAAAAGAAGAAGUCCAUGUUUCCUGUCUGGACUAUAGAUUCGCUUCAAAGAUGCGCAAUCGAUGAGCCAAGCAUUCUUUAG
Lactuca sativa (garden lettuce) is the source of this 1365-nucleotide messenger RNA. The record is from RefSeq and is a predicted model, not a curated record. Lineage: Eukaryota; Viridiplantae; Streptophyta; Magnoliopsida; Asterales; Asteraceae.